AGUUCUUUUACAUUCUAUAUUUCCAUUUUCUUAUUCAUUUUAUAUUUUAUAGUUUUUUGAAAAUUUUUUCAAUAUACAUAUCAAAAUAAAAUAAAAGUAUUAAAUUUUAUUUGUUUAAUAUUUAAAACAUUACUAAGUAAUGCUUUCAAUUUUAUUGCAAUUAUUGUUCGUAUAUUUACAAAAUAAUCCAAUUUUCAUAAUAUUAUAAUUUUGUAAUAUAUAUAAAUUCAUUCUGAAGGAAUAUUUAUUCGUAUAGUUAUAGAAAAAAUUAUUGUUGUUCAUGUGAUUAGUUUAGUUUUUCUUAUAAUAAGAAAUAUAUCAGAUUUGAUAAUAAUGACUCAACAAUAGUUAAAUUACUACUUUCAAGUUACUACUUUCACUUCAUGCACUUGUUCGGUUAAUGCCAGUUUUUAAAAAAUUUUGGCAAUUCUGCAGUAUAAUAUUAUUUAAAAUAUUAUGCAAUUUUAAAAUAUUAAACAUAUCUAUUAUUAAGUGUAUAUAUUACUGAUAAGCUAUCCUUUUUAUAAAUUUCAGACUGUCUUUAUUAAAUUAUUAACAUUUUUUUUUAUAAUUCACAAACAUUUCUAAAUAUUCAAAAAACAAUUAUCUAUAAAUUACUUUAAUAAAAAAUGUUUUAUUUAAAAAAAAUAUAAGAUAUAAAUAUUUUUGAAUAGUGAAAAUAAUUUUUUAAAAAGAAAAAUCAAAUUCGGUUCAAAGAGUUUAUUAAAAGUUUAUUAAUAGAAAAUUAAAAAAUUGUCCUUUUUUAUGUUGUAACAUCUUAUAACAUCUAAUAUUUUAUUUUGUAUUGAGUUGAUAAUUAAUUAUGACUUAAAAAUAAUAUGAAGGCUCUCAAAAUUUAGUUUUAGAUUUAGCGCUAAUUUGAAUUUAACCGCCUUGUAGAGUAUGCGCGGUAGACGGUAAGGGUUGAAACGUCGUUAGCGCUGGUGGUGCGCUAGUGGUUGCGCGCGCACUUCGAGUCACGUUUUCUAUCACAAGAAGCGUUCAGUUGCUGUUGCGUGGCCGCGUGAUUCGCAGUUUUUAAAGUUCUCGUUCGAAAAAGUUUUUUAGUUUUGGUGAUUACUUGGCAGUGUGCAUUUACUUGGUUCUAAUACAAAAAAAUGAUAGAAGCGUCGUGUGUCAAAACGAUAAUUCAAUAACAAUGACAAAACGAUAAUAAUAACUGUGGAAUUUAUAUAAAAUUGUUCGAUAACGAUCAUAAAUGGUUUACAGUAAAAGUGACAGUUUAAAGACAUUCCAAUUCCAAUCAUUUCAAAUUUAAUGAUAUCUGUUAACGAAAUCUUUUAUUAUAUAAUGUUGCAUUAUAAUAUUAUGGUAAUUUAUCCAUAAAAAUAAUAUUGGUACGAAGCAACUGAAGAUUUGCUAUAUACAAACAUUGGUUCUGAAUAAAUAAGAGAAAAGUAAAAGAACAAGAAAAUUUAUUAAUAAACUGAAAUUAAUAAUAUACCAAUGAAAAUAUAUUAUAAAAACAUUUAUUAGUUUUUUCAAACCGUUUAAAAAGUUUCGAUUGGUGAGAAUUGAACGAUUAUGGAUCGAUUAAAUCCGUUCGAUUAAUCGUAUCGUGAGUAAAAGCGCGGUGAAUGAUUAUAAACUUCAGUUUUUGUGCACGCUUCAUCAGCUGAUUGUCGUGUCCUUGAGACUAUCAUAUUUCGUUAAAAAUGGACGUGCAAACAGAGUCUCGAUUCUUUGCACGCACGCCUCACAUUCACUGGAUAUUUAAGUGACCUGCUUCAGGAUUGCAAACGAUGCCCGCGAACGCGACAGCAGGCAGCACACUUCCGGACGAGGAAAUCCAUCGUAUUAUAAUGGAGAGGGAGCAAGAAUGUUUGCAGCUGGAAGCAAUGAAUUCAACCCCGCCACCAGAGCCAUACUGUCGGUUAACCUUUGAUGGAUGGUCCUGUUGGCCUAAUACUCCAGCAGGAGCCACCGCAUACGUCCCUUGCCCAAAUUUCAUCACUGGUUUCGACGCUUCUUUGAAAGCACAUAAAUAUUGUGAAUUAAAUGGCACUUGGUUUCGACAUCCAGAAUCUGGUCAAGUCUGGAGCAAUUACACAACUUGUGUCAAUUUAAAAGACCUCAGUUGGCAACAAGGAAUUAAUGGACUUUACGAGGCUGGAUAUGCAAUAUCAUUGAUAGCAUUAUUACUUUCAUUAGGUAUUCUAACAUAUUUCCGCUCCCUGAGGUGUGCAAGGAUCACUCUUCAUAUGAACCUGUUCGCCUCUUUUGCUGUAAAUAAUGCUCUAUGGCUGGUGUGGUAUAGAUGCAUCGUAGCGAAUACGGAUUUACUGUUAAACAAUGGGAUGACAUGUCGGCUGUUGCAUAUUAUCCUCCAUUAUUUUCUUCUUACUAAUUACGCAUGGAUGUUAUGCGAAGGUUUUUAUCUACAUACUCUGCUUGUCAGUGCAUUCACAAGCGAACAGAAAUUAGUAAAAUGGUUGAUGAUUCUUGGUUGGCCCGUACCUGCAAUCAUCGUCACGAUUUAUGCCUGUUUAAGAGCAACUAGCAAUGAUCUUACAGACACUGAACAAUGUUGGAUCAAUGAGGGUAAUUACAUGAACGUAUUGGUUUAUCCAGUAUGUGUUUCCACCUUAUUGAAUGUACUUUUUCUCUUCAAUAUCGUUCGAGUUCUAUUAAUGAAGCUAAGAGCUGGUCCUAGCAUUGGUACACAACCUUCGAGAUCUAUGCGUCAAGCAUUUCGGGCAACAUUACUUCUUGUACCUCUUUUGGGUUUACAUUAUCUUGUCAUACCGUUCAGGCCACCGAAAAAUCAUCCUUGGGAGCAUUUCUACGAAGUUCUUUCUGCUAUAACGGCUUCUUUCCAGGGUCUCUGUGUGGCUAUUUUAUUUUGUUUCUGUAACGGUGAGGUGAUAGCACAAUUUAAGAGAAAAUGGGAGGGCUCAGCCUUCUUACGGAAUCGAGCCAAUUCUUGUACAGCCACUACCGUCUCGUUUAUCCGAUCGACCGCAGGUCCAAUGUCAGGAGAGGAAACGGUGUGACUAUCAAUUGUCCACGCGGGAAGUUCUGGACGAAAAACGAGCCGUGGACAAUAAUCAACUGACCAUGCAACUAGUCGCUUCUAUUCCUGUUUUCAAAAGUCACGAUAAUUACACCAAAAUGCUUAUUAAGUUGAUCGAUGUAUCCGAUAGUGAACAAAUGCAGUGUUGAUAAUAUUGAUUGUCGACAAGAAGAAUUUAAGAUUAUUUAUAUCAGGAAAGCAAAACCAUUGAGCAAAGAUCAAAGGCGGUUUCGAGAUCAAAGGCGGUUUCAAGAGAUCAAAGAGUAUAAUUCUGCAGAAAUGUUUUACGAAGAUGUUAUCUAUGAUUUGUUGAAAAUUAAAAAGUGUGUUUUCAUGAGGAAUAAGAUUUUAAUGAAGAAGAGACUGUUUUGAUGAUGAACAUUGUUUGAUUCUGAAAAUGAAAAUAUUGAGAAUUAAUCUAAAA
Molecule: messenger RNA, 3458 nt
Organism: Apis cerana (Asiatic honeybee)
Lineage: Eukaryota; Metazoa; Arthropoda; Insecta; Hymenoptera; Apidae
Gene: Dh31-R
Product: Diuretic hormone 31 Receptor
Biological process (GO): cell surface receptor signaling pathway; adenylate cyclase-modulating G protein-coupled receptor signaling pathway
Cellular component (GO): plasma membrane
Molecular function (GO): calcitonin receptor activity
Source: RefSeq, a predicted model, not a curated record